Molecule: messenger RNA, 460 nt
Organism: Solea senegalensis (Senegalese sole)
Lineage: Eukaryota; Metazoa; Chordata; Actinopteri; Pleuronectiformes; Soleidae
Product: histone H3
Exons: 1
Coding region: 29-439 (136 amino acids)
Cellular component (GO): nucleosome
Molecular function (GO): protein heterodimerization activity; DNA binding; structural constituent of chromatin
Source: RefSeq, a predicted model, not a curated record
CUCCCUGUUGUUAAACACAAGCAGAAACAUGGCAAGAACCAAACAAACCGCCCGUAAAUCUACCGGAGGUAAAGCUCCCAGGAAGCAGCUGGCCACCAAGGCUGCGCGUAAGAGCGCGCCUGCCACCGGCGGCGUGAAGAAGCCUCACCGUUACAGGCCCGGUACCGUGGCUCUGCGAGAGAUCCGUCGCUACCAGAAGUCCACGGAGCUGCUGAUCCGCAAGCUGCCCUUCCAGCGCCUGGUGAGAGAGAUCGCUCAGGACUUCAAGACCGACCUGCGCUUCCAGAGCUCCGCUGUCAUGGCUCUGCAGGAGUCCAGCGAGGCUUACCUGGUCGGCCUGUUCGAGGACACCAACCUGUGCGCCAUCCACGCCAAGAGGGUCACCAUCAUGCCCAAGGACAUCCAGCUGGCCCGCCGCAUCCGUGGAGAGAGAGCUUAAACUCUGCUGCUGCUGCUCCAC